CUGUUAUCGGAAGUAUCGACAUUUCGGUAUCGAUUCGCACAUCACUAAAACAAAGCUGCAUGACUGACUGACUGCCUGACUUAAAGCCUACGCACAGUGCACAAAGAGUCACGUCCAGGUGUGACUAUGGGGAAGUCUCUUUCCCACCUCGCUAAGCAUGCAGGUCAUGACGACAGCCCGGACAGCAUGACCUCUCCUCUGGAGGACGCCCAGAAUGAGGAUGGCAAGGGUGGUGACGUCUCCCAGUUUCCUUACGUGGAAUUCACAGGACGGGACAGCGUGACGUGCCCCACUUGUCAGGGCACUGGGAGAAUCCCCAGAGGACAGGAAAAUCAACUGGUGGCACUGAUUCCCUACAGUGACCAAAGGCUGCGGCCCAGAAGGACGAAGCUGUACGUUACAGCAUCAGUCGUGGUUUGCCUGUUGCUGUCCAGUCUGGCUGUCUUCUUCCUCUUCCCUCGCUCCAUUGAUGUGUCCUACGUUGGGGUGAAGUCUGUUUUCGUCAACUAUGACCAAGAAAAGCGCAGCGUGUACCUCAACAUCACGAACACUCUCAACAUCACCAACAACAACUAUUAUGCGGUGGAGGUGGCCAACAUCACAGCUCAGGUGCAGUUUGCCAAAACAGUGAUCGGUAAAUCUCGCAUCAGUAACAUCACUGCCAUCAGUCCUCUGGACAUGAAACAGAUUGAUUAUAUGGUGCCCACCAUCAUUGCAGAUGAGAUGAGCUACAUGUACGACUACUGCACUCUGCAGACCAUUAAAGUCCACAACAUUGUCGUCAUGAUGCAAGUGACCGUCACCACCACGUACUUUGGUCACGCGGAGCAGGUCUCUCAGGAGAUGUACCAGUACGUGGACUGUGGAGGGAACACCACGUCCAUCAAAGGGAUGACCAAACCGUUCAGCCUUCCGCAUCCUGCUGAGUAACCACUGCCCUCCUCACUGGACCCAACUCGGGGUCCUGAAAGCUAAUCUUGAUCCUUGGCUCACUGUGCUUACCACCACUUCCACUGUUUAACUAACUGCUGUUUUCACAACAUCAUGGUGUUUAUUUGAAUACUAAUACUAGAAAAAGAUUGGAAAAAGGUGGCAGCACAGAAGAAAAUAUAUUUAGGGUCUUAUCUCCGUGUUGUUGAGAACCUCAGUUAUUGAAUUUAUGUUCUUACGUGCCACACUACUAAAACCUUGCCCAGACUGAUAUUGGACCGUGUGGAACCCAUUUUGGUCCUGAUGAUGAUCACUUUAUAAAGGUACAUGUGUAAUUUAUUCUCUGUUAAUCAUUGGGGGGGGGGGGGCAUGACUGCGCUUAGUUUUUCUGCCUCACAUGAUCUCUGUUAUUCCACACUGGUCUGAUGUACUUCAGUAAGAGUGUUUAAGACAAAUUUAGCCUGGCUGCGAUUAAUCUAAGCCAUGAUUUGCCAGUUACACUCCAUCAUUAGAGGAGGGAGAUAAAAAACUUUGUUAGAAUAAUGCAAACAGGUUAAAAAAAAAAAAAAACACAUAACGCACUUUAAGUGUCUAAAAUGCACACGUUAUUAUUUUUUCCCGAGUUCUCUAAAGCAGGAGUGUUGUUAGAUCAGGGUAUUCAGAUAAUGCUGCAUAGAAGCCCACGUUGUUCCGUUACCCGACCUUAAGCUGUUCUCACUACGGUAUUCUUCAGUCAAUGCGUUCUUGUUAUUUGUCUCUAACAUACAUUUAGAAAAUCUGCUUACCCACACUACAAUAGAAAUACUUAAUCAAAUUUUUCAUAAAGAGUUUAGACUCAUACACACCGCCACGUAAAAAGCCGCUAUGUGUUGGUUCGCCAGAGUUGCCACAAAGACAGGUCUGGGGAACUUUGACAAAGUACUUGCGUCAUUAAACUUUCCGGUUGUUCACAUCAGAGGAACCCUGUAGACCGUUAGCUUUUUGGAGCUUUUCAGUCGGUCCUGUCUGACGUGGCUGGACACAGCUAACAAAAAGUAUUUUUAAGACCGACUAGUGGGAGAGUGUUCUCUACUUUUUUUAGGAUUCAUCAGCUAGAGUCAGUCUGCCAACUAGUCCUGUGAAUCCCUACAACACUAACAACACUGACCGACUUAUACACUGAGGAGGGAGGCGCCACUAGCUGGCAGCGCAGACAGCAAAAUUCAAGCUCAGGAGCAGGAGGAUUAAGACUUAAGAGAGGACCUUUACCAGUUGUUUCCCCUUCCACUAUUUGUGCUGGACUAGGGUGAGCAUGUAGCACACGAUAUUUCUGAGGGGAUUUGCAGACGAGCAUAUUUCCUUGUAUGUAGUAUUUAACAGAGUGGAAGUCAUCGCUCAAUUUGGUGUUUUAGUCCAUAAGUAAAACGCACAUAAAAAUUCUCCCACACUCUUACGAGUAGAAUCAGGUCAAAAAAGAGCUUUUCACACCUUCGGCUGUUUAGUAUUACUUUGUGGAUGAUUGAAACAACCGAUUUAUUAUCCCAAGUGGCUAUGGGAGAUGAAUUUCAAAAGACUCGAGUAGAAACUUUACAUAUGUUCCUUCUAAUCUCAUACUUUCGCACACUAAAACAUUGUAAAGCAGUAGAGCAGCAACCCCUGCAGGAUAUCACAUAUGUUAUCUUGCUACGUCUUAUGUUAAUAUGAUGGCGUGGAUUAAAACGUUAGAGGCGGACAUGGUCAAACAGGGAGGAGGGUGUUCUUCAGUGACAACUGGAGAUUUAAAUGUCAGCAGUAGUUGUGGUUAGCGUCAAGAGCUCGAAUGUUUUAUCAUAGACUUGUGUCUCAUUUGAUUAUUUUGAAGUUUCUGGUGUGACCAAAUAAAUCUUCCAUAUGAAAUAUAUUGAUAUUAAUCAAUUAGUCUUUGAGUGGUUUAGGAGUUUUAAAACUGAGUUUGUAAACCCUGACAUUACCUGCUAAUCUGAGUCAACCCUCAGCACCGAGCAAGGUCCCAGACAUGAUUUCUCUUCCACUUGUUGGAAGGGGUGAAUUCUUCACCUUUUUUUUAGCAUAACAUUAGCACGACGAAGCCUUUAGGUGCAUCAUAAACAUCUGUGUGUUUUUAUUCAUAUUUUUGUCAUCAUUCAGCUCAGAUUUUUCUGCCAUUUCCCAUUUGCAGCAUUAUAUUCUGCCCUCUCAGUCCUUUUGUUACAGUUUGGUGCAACCUGUGAUUUUUAUUUAUUUAUUUUUGUUCGUCCUCGCUGACUGUUGUUUAUUUGUUGACUGUUGCUGGCUUAUUAAUUGGGAUGUUGUGCACGGUUAUCACCUCCUCAUUCGUACUUGCGUUGGUCUCCCUGGGGGAUUGGUGUUGUAUUUUUCUACCAUAGACAAAAGUACUAUAGAAUCAUAUUUUGUGUAACAUUUGACCUAAUAUAUUUUCCUUUUGAAAUUCAAAAAGGGUGUAUAUUUUUCAUCUUCAGAUACAGUUAAGCACAUUUGCACAAACUCCUCAUGUUUCCACUUUUGACCAUUUCUAUUAACAUAGCUGAACCAGCUACUCUCAUUGUAUCUUCAUGUAAAUACUCAGAAAUUGUCUUUAUAAGAUCUUCAAACGAGCUUCGCUACAUUGGCAAGCUGGACUGCAUUUGUACUUAGUGGGAUUUAAGGAAAUGCACAAUUCUGAUCUAUUGUUAACAUGUUUUUAAUCCCUUUUGUUGUGGGUUUGGAUAGCAGUUGCUAACAUUUAACAUUUCAAAGCUAUUUUAGAGUAGCUGUUACUUUCCUCUUGGAAGAUCAGUCAAAUCUUACCUCUUCGUACUUCUGUUUUCUUCCAAGGUUGUGUUGACAUUAUUUUUAACUGACAUAGUGACUGUGGAUUGUAAUGUGGGAGCAUGAUUAAAGUUUUAAAACCAGA
This is a messenger RNA of Mugil cephalus (flathead mullet), 3820 nucleotides long. It is a transcript of the gene tmem106bb, whose product is annotated as transmembrane protein 106Bb. The coding region runs from base 127 to 930 and encodes 267 amino acids. Lineage: Eukaryota; Metazoa; Chordata; Actinopteri; Mugiliformes; Mugilidae. The record is from RefSeq and is a predicted model, not a curated record. The transcript has 8 exons.